CCGCCAUCUUGACGCGGCUCAGAAUCGGGAUUUCGGGGGGAGCAUUAAUUUUAAAAACCGAUCGGAGCUACUCAGACGGGGCUCAAACGGGUUUUUUCGUGCAGAAGAUCGAAGUGUUAGUCCUUCCGAUGAGAAAUAAUGCAAACAUGUGAGGAUUACACGGGUUUUUACCGUCUCGAAAGCCCACUGUAUAUUUGAUUUCCCUUUUGGAGAGCGCCGUUUCUCGCCGUAUCUCCGUCCCGAGACGCUGAAUUUACCGGGAGACAGCAACCACAAAAAUAAUCCACUUCAUAGAAAAUAUUUUUUGAAUUUUGCUCUUUUUAUUUAAGCCCGAAAUUGAUUUUAUGGCUGCUCGUUUCGACUGCGAAAAAGAUGAUUCUGUACAGACGUGAAACCGGCGAUCUGCGGAGAAAGGGAUUUGCUUACGCCUUGUGUAAUAUUUUAUGAUUGAUUUUUAUUUAUUUUUCUCGAACGGAAAUAAUUUUUGGACGUUAUUAUUGAGGAUAAUUAUGUGGGUGUUGGGUGUUGGAUUAUCAUGGGGUGAUCUUCGGCGGCGAAGCGUGGCGCUGUUGCCUUUCUUUUGAAACCCUUUUCUCCAGGCAGCAUUUAGCCAGUCUGCCAGUCAAGAAAAAAAACAGUUACAUUGCUCCUUUACGCGAAACGAUAGGAAAAGUUACAUUUUUUACAAGCCAGAAGUGGACAACGUGGACUCGUCCUGUUGUCAUUUUUCUGCAACAUAAACCAUUCACAAAAUAUCCCGACCAGGAUGGCUGACAAUCUGCUGGAUGUCGGACCCCCCACUGCAAAGAGACCCAAGCUUAAUUCACCUCUCCCAGUAUCAGAUGGCCCAGAUCUUGUGUCUCUGUUUGACCUGGAAAACGACCUUCCAGAUGAGCUCAUCCCCAAUGGAGACUUGGGAAUGUCUUCUAAUGGCGGUCCAGGUGGAGGGGGUCCUGGUCUCAACUCCAUCGUUCCUGAUGCCGCAGCCAAACACAAGCAGCUGUCGGAGCUCCUACGACCGGGAAGCUCCUCCAUAUUGGGAAGUAGUCUCAACUCUGCCAGCGCCCAACAAGGAAGCAUGGUGGGAAGCCAGCUAGGUGCUGUGCUCGGUAAAAGUCCACUGAGGCAGGGCUCUCCCAAUCACCAGUCUCCCCAGGCCCAAAAGGGAGGUGCAGCUGGACAAGGCAAUGGAAGCACGGGCAUGAGCUUUAACCAGGCCAUGUUGAACAGUGGGCAGGGUCAUGGGGUCAUGGCAGGACAAGUGAUGAAUGGGGCUCUGGGACCGGCAGGCCGUGGUAGACCUGGUAUGCAAUAUCAGGGCCAAGGCAUGCAGGGCGCACAAGUGGGUGCUGGACCUGGUGUUGGAGGCAGUGUGCUGGCAGAAACACUCACCCAAGGAGGGCCCCAGAUGGGUGCACACAACGUGAUGAAUGCUCAGCAAGCUGGAAACAUGAAUAAGAUGGGUAUGUCAGGAGCUCCAUUUGGCCAGCAGUAUGGUCAGUCUGGGGUGCAGCAGAUGGGGGCAGUCGGGGUCAAUGCCCAACAACUCCAGAACAAGACGGCGCUUUCCAACAACCUGCCACAAUUCCCUGCUGACUUGAAGGGAGCUGGGAGUUUGCCAAACCUGUCCCAGAUGCAGCAGCAGGUAGCGUCGGUGGGCAUGGUUCCCGGGGCCGGUGGGGUGUCAGCGGGACCUACGGCCGACCCGGAGAAGCGCAAACUCAUUCAGCAGCAGCUGGUCCUGUUGCUCCACGCACACAAGUGCCAGCGGCGGGAACAGGCCAACGGGGAGGUGAGGGCCUGCACUCUGCCCCACUGCCGCACCAUGAAGAACGUCCUCAACCACAUGACCCACUGCCAGGCCGGCAAGUCCUGCCAGGUGGCUCACUGUGCAUCAUCCAGACAGAUCAUCUCCCACUGGAAGAACUGCACGCGGCACGACUGUCCGGUCUGCCUGCCUCUAAAGAACGCCAGUGACAAGAGGAACCAGCAACCCAUGCUCAGUUCUCCGGGGGCCAGCCUGCAGAGCGCCAUCAGCUCCGUGGGCUCGGGCCAGCCCAGCGCCACCGCCAUCAACAGCGCUGCCACACACAUCGACCCCAGCUCCAUGCAGAGGGCCUACGCUGCACUCGGCCUGCCGUAUGGGAACCAGUCCCCGGCCCAGGUCCCGGGGCAGGGGCCCGCUCAGCAGAACGCCCAGGGCCCCCAGCACCAGCAGCUGCGAAGUCUUAACGCACUAGGCACUAAUCAGAUGAACCAGAUGGCAGGAGGCAUGGGGGUCCCCUCUUCAGACCUAGCUGGCAUGCACUCCGACUCCUCUCUUCCAUCAUCACUCAACAAUCAGCUGAUGCCAGAUGGGUCAGUAGCGGGAGGCAUGGGAAACCUGCCCACUGCCACCCCUCUCUCUUCUUCGGGGGUAAGGAAGUCCUGGCAUGAACACGUCACUCAGGACCUGCGCACCCACCUGGUGCACAAACUUGUACAAGCCAUAUUCCCCACCCCAGACCCCGCAGCACUGAAGGACCGGCGGAUGGAGAACCUGGUGGCGUACGCACGCAAGGUUGAGGGUGACAUGUACGAGUCAGCUAACAGCAGGGAUGAGUAUUACCACUUCCUGGCGGAGAUCUACAAAAUACAGAAAGAAUUGGAGGAGAAGAGACGCUCGCGGCUGCAGAAACAGCCUGGCAUGGUGGGCUCAGCCGGGCCUCAGCAGCCCAACUCCAUGGUCCCGGGACAGGCCGUCCGAUCUCCUAAUGGACCUGUGCCUAUGCCCAACAUGCCAAAUCAGUUAAUGAACCGUAUGCAGGUGCCCCAAGGAAUCAAUCAGUUUAACCCAAUGGCGAUGUCUCAGGCAACCAUGGGAGCACGAGCCCCCUCCCCCAUGAACCAUCCACAGCAGAUGAACAUGAGCUCCGUCCCAACGAUGGGUAUGUCCCCCUCAAGAAUCCCUCAGACUCAAGGAAUGAUGAGUAGUCAUGCUAAUAACAUGGUUGCUCAGCCGGCCAAUCAGGGCCAGUUCCUGCCGCAGGGCCAGUUCACUGCUGCUACAGGAGGAGCAAUGAAUGUGAAUGUAAACCUCGGCCAGCCCAUAACACAGUCUGCUGUCAAACAGCCACAGAACUCUAACCUCCCUCUGAACGCGCUGGGACCCCUCGGCUCCAAGCUGCCCUGUGGCCCUGCAGCCCCGCCCUCGCUGGCCCCACCCCCCCCACCCAAUGCCUCUGCUGGCCUGCAGCCCCAUCAGCUGCAGCAGCACCAUGCUUCAUCACAGGCACAGGCCCCACCGCAGCCCACUACCCCUACCUCCACCGGAGGACCCUCCUCCACCCCAACACACAUGCCCAGUAGCCUCCAAGGCCCCCCCUCAGCCAUGGGCACACCGGACCCCUCCCAGCCACUCACGCCCCUGCAACCACAGACAGACCCCCCCAGUCAGAUGCAGCAGCCCACUUCAGUGCAGGCCCAGCACCCCAGCACACCGUUGUCCCAGGCAGCAGCGAGUAUAGAUAACAGGGUGCCCACCCCAGCCUCUGUGGCGGAGCUGAGCUCCCAGCAGGCCCUGCCAGACAUGAACAGCACUGAAGCCAAACCUGAAGUCAAAGACGAAGAAGAGGACAGCGGGUCUGGAAAGAAGCAGCAAGAUAUAAAAAUGGAGCCGGAUGAUGAAACCAAACCCUUAGUGAAGAAGGAGGAGCCCGAUGCAACAGAGCCAAAGCAGGAACCGAUGGAAACUGAGGACAAGAAGCCCGAGAUAAAGACAGAACCCAAAGAAGAGGAGGAGGGCGGGGCCAACGGCACAUCAGCCUCCUCCAGCCCUCAGAGCCGCAAGAAAAUUUUCAAGCCAGAGGAGCUGAGGCAAGCCCUGAUGCCAACACUUGAGGCCCUCUACAGGCAGGACCCAGAGUCACUGCCCUUCAGACAGCCUGUAGACCCCAUGCAGCUAGGCAUCCCCGACUACUUUGACAUUGUGAAGACUCCCAUUGACUUAUCCACCAUCAAGCGCAAGUUGGACACGGGUCAGUACCAGGAGCCGUGGCAGUAUGUGGACGAUGUGUGGCUCAUGUUCAACAACGCCUGGCUGUACAACCGCAAAACAUCCCGUGUCUACAAAUACUGCUCUAAACUGUCAGAGGUGUUUGAAGCAGAGAUUGAUCCCGUCAUGCAGGGCCUGGGUUACUGCUGCGGCAGGAAGUAUGAGUUCUCACCCCAGACGUUGUGUUGCUAUGGCAAACAGUUGUGUACCAUAUCCAGGGACGGCACCUACUACAGCUACCAGAACAGGUAUCACUUCUGCGAGAAGUGCUUCAACGAGAUCCAGGGAAACAGCGUGACCCUGGGGGACGACCCCUCACAGCAACAGACCAUGAUAUCAAAAGAGCAGUUUGAAAAGAAGAAAAAUGACAUGUUGGACCCUGAACCGUUUGUUGAAUGUAAAGACUGUGGGCGAAAGAUGCAUCAGAUCUGUGUGCUGCACUACGAUGUCAUUUGGCCAUCAGGCUUUAUCUGUGACAACUGUCUGAAGAAGUCGGGCAAAACAAGAAAGGAGAACAAAUUUUCUGCCAGAAGUCUCUGUAAAGGAUUGCAGACGACCCGGUUGGGGACGUACAUUGAGGACCGAGUGAAUAAGUACUUGAAAAGGCAGAACCACCCAGAGGCUGGUGAGGUGUUUGUGCGAGUCGUGGCCAGCUCUGACAAAAAUGUGGAGAUCAAGCCUGGCAUGAAGUCUAGGUUUGUGGACUCGGGCGAGAUGGUGGAGACCUUCCCUUACAGAACCAAAGCACUUUUUGCAUUCGAGGAAAUAGACGGCGUGGACGUUUGUUUCUUCGGCAUGCACGUCCAGGAGUACGGCUCGGAGUGCCCCUUUCCAAAUACCAGACGGGUUUACAUAUCAUACCUCGACAGUAUUCACUUCUUCAGACCACGUGCACUAAGGACUGCAGUGUACCAUGAGAUAUUAAUAGGCUACCUGGAGUAUGUGAAGAAACUGGGGUAUGUGAUGGGUCACAUCUGGGCCUGCCCCCCCAGUGAAGGAGAUGACUACAUCUUUCACUGCCACCCCUUCGACCAGAAGAUCCCCAAACCCAAGAGGCUCCAAGAGUGGUACAGGAAGAUGCUGGACAAGGCUUUCGCUGAGAGGAUCCUGCACGACUACAAGGACAUAUUCAAACAGGCAACUGAAGACCGAAUCACCACUGCCAACGAGCUGCCGUACUUUGAGGGUGACUUUUGGCCUAAUGUACUGGAGGAGAGCAUCAAGGAGCUGGAGCAGGAGGAGGAAGAGAGGAAGAAGGAGGAGAACACGGUCUGCACUGAGACCACAGAGGGAGCCCCAGCUGACACCAAGAAUGCCAAAAAGAAGAACAGUAAGAAAACCAACAAAAACAAGAGCAGCGUCAGCCGAGCCAAUAAGAAAAAGCCUGGGAUGCCGAAUGUAGCCAAUGACCUGUCUCAGAAACUCUACGCCUCGAUGGAGAAACAUAAGGAGGUGUUUUUUGUUAUCCACCUCCAUGCCGGCCCAGUCGUUAACACCCUGCCUCCCAUCAUGGACCCCGAUCCUCUGUUGACCUGUGACCUGAUGGACGGCCGCGAUGCCUUUCUGACUUUAGCCAGGGACAAGCACUGGGAGUUCAGCUCACUGAGGAGGUGCAAAUGGAGCACCAUGUGUAUGUUGGUAGAACUACACAACCAGGGCCAGGACCGCUUUGUAUACACCUGCAAUGAGUGCAAGCACCAUGUAGAGACUCGCUGGCACUGCACCGUCUGUGAGGACUACGACCUAUGCAUCAACUGCUACAACAUUAAGGGCCACGAGCACCAGAUGGUGAAGUGGGGUCUUGGUCUGGACGAUGACAGCAACGGUCCGGGUGGAGAGGCCUCCAAGAGCCCCCAGGAGAGCCGGCGCCUCAGCAUCCAGCGCUGCAUCCAGUCCCUGGUCCACGCCUGCCAGUGCCGCAACGCCAACUGCUCGCUCCCGUCAUGCCAGAAGAUGAAGAGGGUGGUUCAACACACCAAAGGCUGCAAGCGCAAGACCAACGGUGGCUGCCCUGUGUGCAAACAGCUCAUUGCUUUAUGUUGUUAUCACGCCAAGCACUGUCAGGAGAACAAGUGUCCUGUUCCCUUCUGUCUUAACAUCAAGCACAAACUCCGUCAGCAGCAGCUGCAGCACCGGCUCCAGCAGGCUCAAAUGAUGCGCCGUCGAAUGGCCACCAUGGCUGGAAGGGGUAUGCCAAUGCCAUCUCCACCUACCUCAGCUGCCCCCGACACCCCCAACACCCCCAACUCUGUGCAGCAGCCUAACACGCCCCAGACGCCCCAGCCCAUGCCCACACAGCCCCAGCAACAGCAGCCACCAAACCCUGCCAACAUCGUCCAAGGCUUCCCCAACAAUGGCCGCAGCAGCCAGCCCACAACACCGGGGCCACAGGGGAAACCAGGGCCUCAGUCCUCCCCUCUUCAUCAGCAGCAGUCACCUCUGCCUAACAUGCCCCACCAACAGCAGCCUCAGCCACCACCACAACAACAACAACAACAACAGCAGCAGCAGCAGCAGCAGCAGCAGCAACAACAGCCGCUCCUUGCAGCCCUGAAGGUGGCCAGACAGAUCGAGAUGGCAGCCAAAGCAAGGCAGGAGCAACAGCAGCAGCAGCAGCAGAAUUAUGCCAUGAAUGGCAUACCCAUGAACCACCCACGAAUGAUGGGGCCCAUGCAGGGUCAGAUGCAGAUGAUGCAGGGGCCUCGGGGCCCCCAGGUGAUGCAGGCUAUGCAGCAGGGCCAGUGGGGUCCGGGGAUGCAGAAUCCCAUGCAGAAUCAGCAGGGGCAUCAGCCGCAGGUCCCUCCUCAACAGGUCGCCAUGGCACCUCAGCAGGCUCAGGGAGCCCCCAUGCCCCAGCAGGCCCAGCUCAUGCAGAGACCCAUGAUGCCCCAACAACAGGGUCUCCAAAUGCCUGGGGUCAUGACUCCCCAGGGGCCCUCACAGCAGGGCAUGACACCACAGCAGCUAGGCAUGCCACGUGAAAUACCUGGAAACAUUGCUCCGAGUGCCCUGCAAGAAUUACUGCGCACCCUUAAAUCUCCCAGCUCCCCGCAGCAGCAACAGCAGGUCCUUAACAUCCUCAAGUCCAACCCCCACCUCAUGGCCGCCUUCAUUAAACAGAGGACAGCCAAGUACCAGGCCACGCAGCCGCAGCAGCCGCAGCAGCAGGCGCAGCAGGCGCAGCAGGCGCAGCAGGUGCAGCAGGCGCAGCAGGCGCAGCAGCAGCAGCAGCAGCAGGCGCAGCAGCAGCAGCAGCAGCAGGCGCAGCAGCAGCAGCAGAAUCAGGCCAUGCUGGGGUCCCAGGCAGGAAUGCAGGCCAUGGCAGCCAUGGCAAACCAGGUGCAGAGGCCAGUGAUGGCACCUCAGCAGCAGCAGCAGCCUCCUCCGCAGGCAGGGCCCCAGGGUAUGGCAACCAUGGGCCCCCAAGGCCAGAUGAUGAAUGCUGCCCAAAACGGCAAUCCCCAAAUGUACCGCAGACAGCAGCUGCUCCGGUUGCAGCAGAUGCAUCUGCAGCAGCAGGCGCAGCAGCAGCAGGCGCAGCAGCAGCAGGGAGGCAUGCCUCAGGGCCACAGUCAGUUCCCCCAGCAGCAGCCGGGGCCAGCAACCUACUCCCAACUCCGUAUGCAGCAGCAAAUGGCUAUGCAAGGAGGCGCGGGGCCCUUGGGACAGCUCCCUCCCUCGUCUCAAAUGGGUCAGCCUGGCAUGGGCAUGGAAGUCCCGCAGAACAUCCUCCAGCAGCGCCUGCUUCAGCAGCAACAGCAGCAGAUGCUAAAGCAGCAGAUGGGCUCUCCAGCACAGGCAAACUCGAUGAGUCCACAAUCUCACAUGCUCCAAGGCCAGGCCCAGGGAGGAGCUCACUUACCUGGACAGACAAUGGCAAACACCCUGGGAAACCAAGUUCGUUCCCCAGCCCCAGUGCAAUCGCCCCGUCCGCCUUCGCAGCAGCCCCCACAUUCCAGUCCAUCCCCGCGGAUACAGCCCCAGCCCUCACCUCAGCACGGCGCCCUACACUCCAGCUCUCCCCACCCCAGCCUUGGAGGCCCGAUGUCGGGGUCCAUGGACCAGGGCCACAUGGGUACACCUGAGCAGAGUGCCAUGCUCCCACAACUUAACACGCCAAACAGAGGAGGGUUGAGUAAUGACAUGGGUAUGGUUGGUGACCCGACAGGAGACACGCUGGAAAAAUUUGUUGAAGGAUUGUAGCAUUUUUGGACAGAAGAAAGGCCUUGUUCUGUUUUCAGCUGAGACAUUUUUGUACUUGCUGAUGUAAAAAGCGAAAUGAAAUACAAACAAAUGAGUCAUACGAGGCCUACAGACUGUGAACUUUCCUUAAACCAAGGGACUGCUUUUUCUUCCAACCCAGAGAGUGAUUUAAAAGAAGACGACAAAGAAUAUAUUUUUGGUUCAGACCAGCCAUGCAAUAAUUUGCGAUGGUCUUUGUGUUGUUUUAAUUUGUUUUUCAUUUGUUAUGCUCUGGUAUUGACUUUUUUUUAACAAAACUUCUCAAAACAAAAAAUAUUUCAUUUUAUUAUUCAAUUUUUUUUAUUUUGUACCUUUGCAAAUUAAUAUCGCAUUUGUGUUGAGAAGACUGUAAAAUUAUUUGUCUGGGAAUUUUUUGCCAGGUUUCACUUCUUGCUCAGUUCCUCUGUUCCUUCCUGGCUAAUUUAUUCUAAAAUGCCAUUUUUCAAAAAGGACUGCCUUUGGGAAAGCCUUAAUUUCUUUCCGGUUUGCAGAGUCUAUGGGAGAUAAAUGUAAUUGUAUAGAUCUAAGAACUAUUGCACACACCCAAACACAAAGCAAGUGUAAGACAAAUCUGCAAUGAAGCUUGUUAAUGUUCACAGGUGCCGGAAUGUUCUUUUUACUGGCCUGGGCCCAGUAUCUGUCUUGCAAAUGUUUAAAAAAUGCUUUGUCUCUCGCUGAGUCAAAGGAAAUUCUCAUUCGAGUCUCUUUUGCCUGUGGUGGGAAAUUAACUUGUUUGACUGCUGAUUUGUGUUCAGAGGGUUUUGUGCAUCAUUUUCUCUCUUGCAUUAAACUUGAAUUGAUGAUGAACUGUUCUCUAAUGUAAAUCAUGCGGCUAGACAGUACUGUAAAUAUGCAGAAAAUAAGAAUGAAAUCACUGUACAAACUGGUUCAAAUGGCUCAUUUCGUACUUAUAUACCAUAUUGUUAAAUAAACCUGUGUGCCACAGACUCUGCUUUGAA
Molecule: messenger RNA, 9234 nt
Organism: Trematomus bernacchii (emerald rockcod)
Lineage: Eukaryota; Metazoa; Chordata; Actinopteri; Perciformes; Nototheniidae
Product: histone lysine acetyltransferase CREBBP-like
Biological process (GO): positive regulation of transcription by RNA polymerase II
Cellular component (GO): histone acetyltransferase complex; nucleus; transcription regulator complex
Molecular function (GO): histone acetyltransferase activity; zinc ion binding; transcription coactivator activity
Source: RefSeq, a predicted model, not a curated record